This is a messenger RNA of Aspergillus pseudoviridinutans, 621 nucleotides long. RefSeq lists its product as uncharacterized. The record is from RefSeq and is a predicted model, not a curated record. NCBI's taxonomy places the organism in Eukaryota, Fungi, Ascomycota, Eurotiomycetes, Eurotiales, Aspergillaceae. Bases 1 to 621 code for a protein of 206 amino acids. The transcript has a single exon.
AUGCAUCUGCCGAACUACAUCAAAGAAGCCUUCUCAGGUAUCCCGACCGCAACACCUAAUAAAACAUCCGUACAACCCACAAAGUACUAUGACGGUGGCGGUGGUGUACUGCUCUGGUACAGCAUAGCAGCCAGAAGCACCCCGAUGAUGGAUGCCUAUGCCAAGUCGGAAGUACUCAGCGAUAAGGACAGAAAGCCGCCAUACUACCGAGAGAUCCAUCCCCUCCGCAACCUCAAUCUCCCACUCCGGCCUCCUCCCCGGUAUAUAAACCGAGACCAUAUGCUUCAACUUGGAGGUCAUCACCAACGCAUCCCCAAAGUACACAUGCGCUCUCGACUUCCAGAUAUCCUGACCUCGCACGCUCAGAACAAUCUCUUCCCGCCCAUCGUCCCCGCCAGCCGCAUUACAGAAGUGGAUGUCGAACGUAUCCUUGAGCAUGUGCCGCUGCGGAACGAUGGUGGCUACUGGCCGGGGAUGGUCUUUCUCUUGGCUUCCCCGGUAGAUGGACAAGCCACGUCACGUCGCGUCGCUUCCGCGCGAUCUCGAAGAGCGGCAGGCCUGUUGCCUCUUGGAUGCGCCUCCGCUGGGCUGACGGAGGCCAAGUCGCGCCGUCUACGGUGA